AGGUUGAUCAUUGCUUUCUCAACCCUGGCUUCCAGCCUCACGCUUGCCGCCAUAGCGAUCGACCGCUUCAGAAAGGUGUGUAAGCCCACCAAGGCCCAGGUGUCCCUUCACGUGGCGAAACUCUCGCUCAUGCCCAUACUUGCUGGAGCUCUUCUGUUCUCCUGGCCGUCCCCGGUCUUAUACGGGAUAAGCACGGUUGAUUCGGGGAUUCCCGGAUUUCCCGGAAAAGACUGCACGUUCUCGGACGAGUUCAAGGACACGAAGCUACCGGCUAUUUAUAACUCCGCCCUAUUCUUUGGGUUCGGACUUCAAGUCUUCGUUAUGGUUUUACUGUAUUCGCUUAUUCUGCGCGAUCUGAAGCGUCACAGUCGAUUCUUGGAACGCUGGAAGAAGAACGAAAUCCCCAUUAGCGGCACUGCCACUAGAAAUUCGAGGAAAGGUCAAGGUCUUUGGAUGACCGGGUCAAAAAGAGGAGCGACUAAUCUCAAAGUUGAAAAAGAUAACGAGGCUUCGAUUAAAAAGAUCGAUCACGACAUCAGCUUUUGUCAGCACACGAUCACUGCAGAAAAGCGUGAUGCGAUCGAUAGAUCAGAAAAGGCGACAUCGAAAACGGAAACAAGAACUGAGGAUAUCUUAAGUUCGUUUCCAAACAUUGAUCCUGACGAGGCUCUCGAUGUUUCAAACGACCAUUUAACUGCAGGCACUUUCAACAACAAUAACGGUGGGUUGCCUUGUUCGCUGUCCACAGACCUAGAAGACACUGGGGGCUUUUUCAACAACAAUAACGGCGGGUUGCCUUGUUCGCUGCUCACACACCUAGAAGACACUGGGGGCUUUUCGAGGUUGAGUUGUCAAGACGCUGGUGCUGGUGCUCAAUGCGAAGACUUCAGCCAGCGAUCGUCCUCAGAAAUUUCCCGUUUCGGCUCCUGCGACAUGGCGGUCCUACAGGUCGCGUCGACGCCACCGGACGCCGACGCCUCGGUGCCCAGACUCUUCACGGACGACUCAGCUCUGCAAACCGCAGCACGUUUAACGCUAGGCACAACUUCCGACUUACAAAAACCCGCUCGUAUCCCCACACCUGAACCGGACGGCGAGAAGACGCGGGGGUCGGAGAAAGUUUCAAAAGCGACCUCCGCCAACACAAGUCCGAGGAACAUAGCCUCCAAGACGACCCUGAUAGCGUUCUGGAUAACUCUGGUGUUCAUUCUGAGUUACCUGCCGCACCUCUCCUUGCAAGUCGCCAAGCUCGUCCACACCAUCGACGACGGGAAAGGCUCGCUCCUGGUCUUCAACAACAUCAUCGUGCGGUCGUUUUUCAUCAACUCGGUCGCCAACCCCUUUAUCUAUGGCGUCCUAAAUGUUAAAUUUAGAAAUGAGGUUAAAAUUAUUUUGAAAAGAUUGGCUUGCCGAGAUUAA
Molecule: messenger RNA, 1419 nt
Organism: Lymnaea stagnalis (great pond snail)
Lineage: Eukaryota; Metazoa; Mollusca; Gastropoda; Lymnaeidae
Source: the annotation of a GenBank genome assembly